CCAAAUUGUAAAAAAAAAUAAUCCAAAAUAUUUAUAAAUAGAACGCUAUAGGGUAUAACGAAAAUAAUGGUGUAAAAUAUCUGGUCCAAUAAAAAUUAACAACCACCACCGUUCCACCAUUUUUAUUUUUUUUGUUUAUUUUGUGUUGGAUAUUCGUUGCAUAUUAUCAAUUAACAAGUGGAAGUAAAUUGCAUCGUGUUUAUUGGUAUUCCAGUUUCAAAUAAUAAAUUAAUAAUUAUUUAAUAAAAUGAAAGAGUGAAAACGUAAAAUAUUGAACUGCGCAAGUGCAGUGUGUUGAGAACGGGUACGCAUAGGUCGCGAUGGCAAGCCACAAUGGAACUAACGCCAAUCUAAAUGGUAUAUGUAAUCCACCGACCACGCAUGCAGUGGUAGUAUGGGAGUAUGAAUCUCGUGGUGGUAAAUGGCUGCCCUAUAGUCCUGCAGUAUCUCAGCACUUGGAGCGUGCGCAUGUAAAAAAAUUAACACGAGUGCUGUUGAGUGAUGCUGAUCCGUCACUGGAACAAUACUAUGUUAAUGUACGCACUAUGACACAAGAGUCGGAAGAAAAUUCUGGCAAUUCAACUAUAGGUGUAAGGCGCAUGUAUUAUUCUCCAAGCUCACCGGCAGGCAAAGGUACUAAAUGGGAGUGGGCAGGGGCGAAUGGUAAUGACUGGCAUACAUAUAAUAUGCAUGUACAAUGCAUAAUAGAGGAUGCCUGGGCGAAGGGUGAACAAACUUUAAAUUUGUGCCACACAAAUAAUGGACUGCCUUAUAUAAUAAAUUUUUGUAAUUUAACUCAAACACGUCAACCUGAUGGUGCUAUGCGCAGCAUACGUCGUACACAACAAGCUCCUUAUCCUUUGGUUAAAUUAACACCACAACAAGCACAACAAAUGAAUGCAAAUAAUUAUAGCGAAUAUAAUCAAAAACGCAACAAUACACUGCCCAAAUUACCUAACAAAUCACAUGACUGCAAACAAUUACAACGAAUUCCUUUAAACGCACCACACGACAAUCGUCAACAUCACUUGUUACCAAGUACUUCAUCUUCAGCACAACAGUUGCAAUCACAGCGUAAAACGCAAAAAAAAUCUGGUGAAAUAACCGCUACUAAUCUCAGACAAAUUUUUAAUAAUCUCAACAUAUUCGGCAGCAGUACUAAGCACUCUAAUGCAGCUCCAUCUUCAUCCUCAACAGUAAAUCGCAAUACUAUUGCAAAUCACUUACAACCAUUUUCUCACACAAAAUCCAUGCUUACCUCUUCAAUGAGCAGCCAUCACAGUCGUUGCUCCGAGGGUUCACUGCAAUCUUUACGUAGUAGCCGUUUAGGUUCUCAUCGAUCACGUUCACGUACACGAGCUUCCGAUACUGAUAGUAACAGUAUGAAAUCAAAUCGACGUCCUAGUGUUGAUACCGUUUCCACCUAUCUCAGCCAUGAAAGUAAAGAGAGUUUACGAAGUCGAAACUUUGCCAUAUCAGUAAAUGAUCUACUCGAUUGUUCGCUUGGUAGUGAUGAAGUGUUUGUACCAUCAUUACCACCAACAUCUCUUAGUGAUCGUGCACCGGCACCGCCACCUUUACCACCGCAUCAUAGUUCUCGUAGUAAUUCCUCGAAACGAAAUCAUACACAACAACCAGUUCCAGGCUCGAUAGUUGGUAUUGAUCCUGCGAGUGAUAUGAUAUCACGUUUUGUUAAGGUUGUCGAACCACCAAUGUGGCCAAAUGCGCAGCCAUGCCCCAUGUGUAUGGAAGAACUUGUCCAUAAUGCGCAAAAUCCUGCUAUAGCGUUAAGCCGUUGUCAACAUUUAAUGCACUUACAGUGUCUUAAUGGCAUGAUUAUUGCACAACAAAAUGAAUUAAACAAGAAUCUCUUUAUUGAAUGCCCUGUUUGUGGGAUAGUUUACGGUGAAAAGGUAGGAAACCAACCAAUAGGAACAAUGUCAUGGACAAUAUUGAGCAAAAGUUUGCCAGGGCAUGAAGGACAGAACACAAUACAAAUUGUUUAUGACAUCGUUUCUGGUGUGCAAACUGAGGAACAUCCUCAUCCUGGGCGCGCAUUUUUUGCUGUUGGUUUUCCACGCAUUUGCUAUUUACCGGAUUGUCCUCUAGGACGUAAAGUACUACGAUUUCUUAAAAUAGCCUUUGAUAGGCGUUUACUUUUCUCAAUUGGGCGUUCUGUAACCACUGGUCGUGAAGAUGUUGUUAUUUGGAAUAGUGUUGAUCACAAAACGCAAUUCAAUAUGUUUCCCGAUCCAACUUAUUUGCAGCGUUGCAUGCAACAAUUAGUUCAUUUAGGCGUUACUGAUUAGUUGACUGAUUUUAUUGAAUAUUGAUUGUUGAAUGAUGAUUAAUGUUUAAUGAUUCGUUUAAGUGAAAUUACAGUCGUGUGCAAUUUGAAAAGAUUUCAGCAACGUUUAAAUAAGUUGAACGUUGAAAAAAAAAAGAAAGAUGAAUUGUUGCUACAACAGAAACUGCUCAAAAGCAGAAGAAACUUUUUUAAACUAAGUGAAAGUGUCAUCUACGCAAUCCCACUAAUAAUUUAAGUUAUUUAUGUACAUAAGCUUUUAAAGUAUGUAUGUUUUACAAACAAGACUUCCUUUUAUGUUCUUCCAUAUAUUUUAUAUCAUUAUAUCGCAUUUUGUGUAGUUUAUAAUAAUUCAUUUUUAAUUUUUAUAUUUUUAUUUGUUUUUGUAGUUUUGUAUUAAGUUAUACAGUUUUAGUAUUACGAUUUAAAUGCCGUAGCAAUUUAAUGUUGCCAACUUUUGAGCUGUAAGUGCAGUAAUUGAAUUUAUAUGAUUUUGGAUUUGACUAAUUCAACUUGAGAAAUUAGUCAAAUAACCAAAACUAAUUAUUAUAUUAAGAAUGUUUAUAUCAUUCCUUGCAUUUAUACUUUAAAUUCAUAUAUUAUUUUUAA
Teleopsis dalmanni is the source of this 2914-nucleotide messenger RNA. Its product is annotated as protein deltex-like. Gene Ontology annotation, molecular function: zinc ion binding; ubiquitin protein ligase activity. Lineage: Eukaryota; Metazoa; Arthropoda; Insecta; Diptera; Diopsidae. The record is from RefSeq and is a predicted model, not a curated record. Gene Ontology annotation, cellular component: nucleoplasm. Gene Ontology annotation, biological process: protein ubiquitination; Notch signaling pathway. The transcript is spliced from 5 exons. Bases 321 to 2309 code for a protein of 662 amino acids.